This is a messenger RNA of Parnassius apollo (apollo), 618 nucleotides long. NCBI's taxonomy places the organism in Eukaryota, Metazoa, Arthropoda, Insecta, Lepidoptera, Papilionidae. The record is from the annotation of a GenBank genome assembly.
AUGGAGCUUUAUACUAUUAUCAAAGAGUUCAAAGGAAAGAAGAUUGAAGAAAAAUUUUCGCUGUUGGAAGAAAGACUUGUGCAACUAACUUCAUGUCCACCCAAAGAAACAACGGUUCUUACCCGUUAUUUAAAAUAUUUCAAGACCAGUUUCAAAGAAAGAUGGUCGGCAGCCCGUAAUACUGAUAAGAGAUUCGUAAAAAACAAUAUGGAAUGGCUUAAUGUAUCACUGGAACUACCUACUUGGACCCACAAAGCAGGCCGACCAACAAAAGAAUUCAGAGAAUUGUGUGAUCGAAGCAAGCGUCGAAGAACACAAGAUUUACGGGACCGGGUACCUGUUGAGGAAUUGACGUACGCUGCAAGAGUGAGUCAAGGUACUUCGGGAAAUAUUGAUGCGUCUAAGAUUAUGAAAGAAAUAACAUCAACGCCAACCAGAGCUAAAAUGUUCCGAAAAGCAAUAUCGUCAGCUAAAAACGUACCAAUUGCGAGAAAAUACACACCACAAGAAGCAUUAGCGUUAUUUGUAGAAGGUAAUUUUACAAGAGGGCAGUGGGAAUUAUUACAAGGUGGCCGAAAAGAAAUUUAUCCUUGCUAUUCGCUUUUACAAAAAGCGUAA